AUGGAACAUCUGAAAAUUUUUCCGCGUCUCGGGAGAACUCUACUAGUCAUCACUGUUUUUCUCAUGGCUUUCCCCCCGGGAGUCGCCAAAUGUCAAAAGCAACGGUACCAGAAACCUCAGUUGGAAAAGGUGGGGGAGGGAAAUCAAAAGACGCCGAAGGUGCGGAAUCGCCUGUCUGGCACUCUGUCAUCCGGAGAUGUCCGCACCUUCAGUGGAAUACGAUCGGUACUUCACAAGGGUGGCGACGGUAUCAAGUAUAAGACCCAACGCCGUGAUUACACAACAACCAGUAAGCCCACAGGGGCCCAGUUCCUCACGGCGCAGACAGCCCAACUUGAAGAAGGGACACAGCAGGAUAAAGCGAAUCAAACCGACAUCAAUAUUCGGGUGUAUGAUAUGAGAAAACAAAAGGAAAUUAACAAAUUUCGUCAGUCGACGGGUGUGUAUUUGGUCAAUGCAGUCCCAGGCAGCACAAAGUAUCUGGAAUUUGAAAGCAGCACACGUGACGAGAUAAGUGUAGUCACACAGCUGCUGAGCAACCGCUACGACACGGACGUUCCCGCUGACAACUGCGUGGGUUACUUUGUGAACGUGGAAAUACGCAACAGCAGCGAAGUGAAUCUGACGGCACUUACCACGCCGAAAGACCCUCCGGCAGUAGGUGAAGAAGAUAAAAACGGUAGCAGCACGAGUACUCAUGGGGGGGAAGGUGAAAACUACGAACUGGAGGGAGGUUGGAAAUUCCUGUGGAGUGUCAUUGCCACAAUGCUCGACACGAGCAGCUUUUGUGAUUUGCUCCCGAAGGUUAUGCUGCGUGUCGAGCCAGAUCCGGAGCCACAAUCAUACGUAGUUCUAUUCCAGUCGCAUAUCGGGAUGGGUUUGGGCUCUCAGCGCAGGGGAAAAGACUGUCUACUUAGGGUGUUUGUCACGCGAACUCCCAAAGAAAGGGAACGCCGUAUGCAAAAUACCUUCGCUCUGGGCGUUCCACUCCUCAUCCUGUUGCUCAUGGCACCAAUGACCUUCAUGCAUGCCCACUUGCUGCCAGACUUCAUGGCCGACAUUGAUGUGGUGUUCUGGUUGAUAUACCCGGCAGUGGCAAUGAGGAAUGGACUAGCAUGCCUUUUCGUGUACCUUUAUCGAGUGUCGCGGGAGGCGUACGUCGCGCGGCGGGAGGAGCGGCGUCAGCGUCAACUUGAGGAGCAGCACCGGCAGAUCAUGGAGCAAGAAGCCCUUGUAUUGGCAGAUGUGACCAUGAACAAUGUAGACAAAAACAAUAAGGGUAGUAGCUCUAACGCCAAGCUGUCCCAUCAGCCGCUUGCUCAUAUGAGCCAGACACCGCAGGGAGCGGAGGAGGGAUUUGAUGGGGCAGAAGGCGGGGCACAUGCGGAAAAGCAUAAAAAACAAGAGGGAUGGAAUGCUAACGCUGACCAGAGGAACAGGGAGGGGCCAAGCGGGGCAGCAGUUGCUCAGGUAGAACAUGCACCACUGCUCUCCUCCAGGAAGGCAUUGACGGCAGAAGAUGUUGUAGUAAUGGACGACAUGGUUGACAUGGAUCUGGACGGCGAUGAUGAGGCCCACGGUGGCUUGAGGCGACCACUCAUAACAGGUCAAAAGAAAGUGAAGAAAGCUACGGGUAGUGUUGAGGGAGAGUUUGCGGGUUCCACAGUGGGAGAGGGAUCGGCACCGGCAACCAGGUCGGAAGAAGCGGACGGCUCCAACGAUGCUGAACCAGCUGCGGUAGUUGGGCAAGGAAAAGCCGUCUCAACUCGCUCUGCAGUCAGUGGGGGUGCGCCGGCAAAAAGUGAUUGUGAGGAGGAGGAUGACGAGCGCAUCUGCCGUAUCUGCCGUGACGAUGAAACCGACGAAAAACUUAUAUCCGCAUGCGAGUGCAUAGGCUCUGUGCGUUGGAUCCACGUCUCCUGCCUCGACAGAUGGCGUAUUGAAAGCACCAAACGGAAUCUUCACAAUGUGAACUGCUGCGAGAUCUGUAAAAAGCCUUUCCACGUCCCUAUAAGCCGCCACGCACAGAUCAUGAGGAACUUAAAGAGUGUGAGUCGCGGUCUGCUGCUCGUGUUCAGCAUCAUAUUUACAUUUAUCACGGCCACUAUAGGCCAACGCGUGACGCUUGGUGAGAUGACCUGCCGCACGCCGUGGCACACUGUCUCUUAUAGCACCAUGUUUGAGAUCGACGGAGUUGUCCUCACCGUAUUCAUGCAGUUUACGCUGACGAUGCUGGCGGUCUAUGCGUUCGCACUAGUGAGCGCCCGCUUCCACGCGGACCCCGAAACACUGGAGCAUCUUCUGACCUUUCAGACCUUCCCCCCCUUUUGGACGAUGCGAAACACUGGUAUGAUAGUGUUGAUUUUUGCAGGAGGGGUUCUGCAAGCCCUAGCACUUGGUCUCCUAACCAAACUCUUUAUUUACCGCACGAGCAACAUUGUGUGGUCAUGGGAGGCGUCGCCCUGCAUAGGAGCGGUACUGUUCCUGGGAUACGUGGCGAUGGGAACAUUGGUUUCUGUCAAAGUCCAUUCUUGGGCACAGCGCAGGCGCCUACGGCAGGCACGUCGGGUGCAGGUACGGAACGUAGAAGAACAGGGGGACCAGCAGCGGCAGUUGCCCUAG
Molecule: messenger RNA, 2622 nt
Organism: Trypanosoma brucei brucei TREU927
Lineage: Eukaryota; Euglenozoa; Kinetoplastea; Trypanosomatida; Trypanosomatidae
Exons: 1
Coding region: 1-2622 (873 amino acids)
Biological process (GO): protein polyubiquitination
Cellular component (GO): cytoplasm
Molecular function (GO): zinc ion binding; ubiquitin protein ligase activity
Source: RefSeq, a predicted model, not a curated record